Argiope bruennichi is the source of this 1230-nucleotide messenger RNA. Its product is annotated as glutamate receptor ionotropic, delta-1-like. Lineage: Eukaryota; Metazoa; Arthropoda; Arachnida; Araneae; Araneidae. The record is from RefSeq and is a predicted model, not a curated record. The transcript has a single exon. The coding region runs from base 1 to 1230 and encodes 409 amino acids. Gene Ontology annotation, cellular component: membrane. Gene Ontology annotation, molecular function: glutamate-gated receptor activity.
AUGGAAUAUCGCCUGAAAACAAAUGUUGCUGUUGUUCAUCUGCCAUACGUUAUGUCCGUCAACAUCUCUGAAGAUGGAACAGUGAAUGUGGGAGAAUACGCAGGAAAAUAUCUAAAGGUGGUUUUAGAAGCUUUGAAAAUCGAAUACAGAAUAGUACCUGAGAAAAGCAAGCUAUUUGGUCAUUUGUUGCCCAAUGGAUCUUGGACUGGUAUGAUAGGUAUGAUACAAAGGGGUGAGGCAGAUUUGGCCUUCACACACAUCGAUUUAACAGAAGAACGUAGUAAAGUGGUAGAUUUCAGUACCCCUUACAACAUGGAUGCCUGCAUCUUUGUUUCAGUUAUGCCAGGAAAAAUCAAAUCAACGUUUGGGUUCCUCCAUCCUUUUGAUCUUAACACUUGGAUUGCUGUACUUUUGACCUUCUGUAUAAUGGCAAUCUUGUUUGCUCUUUUUCAAAACAGAUAUUCAUUAUUUGAGAUAUUCUUCAGACUAUUCGCAGACUUCUUACAACAAAAUUCAAUGCCAGUGGUUGGUUCACUCAAAUAUAAAAUUGUAUUUCUAACUUGGUUGUUAUUUGUCACGGUGAUAACUUUCAGUUGGUCAGCUACCUUACUGUCAUUCUUAAUUGAACCAAAAAGAGACAAUAUGGUGAGGACUUUUAAAGAACUUUCCAAAGCUGUUCAAAUCGGAACACACAGGGCAACCUUGGAUGAUGUAAAUCUACCUUUUUUGUUAAAUUCAGAAGACGAUGAUCUUAAAAUUCUCGGACAAAUAGUUAUACGCAACGAAUGGCUUAUACAUGUAUCCAAACGAGGUACAGGUGCAUAUAUUAAUUAUCGAGCAGCAGAAGUGAUGUACAGAAGUGCUGCGGAAAUGUUGUUUGGAAAUCGGGAUGAUUUAUAUAUUUCUGAGGAUACGCUCUACGUUAUACCUACGGCAUUUGCAUAUGGGAAAAACUUUUGCUGUUCGUCAAAACUGAAUUCGAUUAUUCUAAGAUUGUCAAGUGCAGGACUGCAUGAUAAACUUUUGGGAGACAACACUUUGAAAUAUUUUUUAAAAACAGCUAAGAAAUUGAAUGAUGAAAGUACUGAUUUUUCUCUUUCCUUCAGUAAUUUGCUUGGAGUUUUCAUUCUAUUAGGUGUUGGAAUGAUACUUUCGUUCAUAGUUUUUCUUGGAGAAGUUAUUUAUGGUAUAAUUUAUUCAACUUAUUGUAUUAUGUACGGGAUUAAAUAG